CGACUCUCAUUCAUUACCAGAAUUUUUUUUUACUUUUUUUUCUUAAUUUCGAAAGGAGAGAGAGAGAGAAGACGAAGAAGGAAGAAAUCGUUUUGAUCGGGAGAUUAUCCUUUGCGUUCCAGUUAGCUUUUACGGAGUCUGGAUCUAGUUUAGCUCCGGCUCGUCUCAUUUCGUGGGUGAAAGAGAGUUCCUUUACAAAGGUUGUUUGUAAUGGAAGACGAUGGCUCUGCUUCUUCUUCUUCUCAUUCUUCUCGAGAUUUGGAUGCACAGAACCCUUAUGAUCGAUUGCUUGCUCUAAAUACAAGUCCCGUUGAUUCUUCAAAUCGUAACUUGGAUUCGGUUUCUGCUAUUUAUCUAGCGAUGACGACGGCGAGCUCGAAGCUGGAGUGCGUCGAUGAGCGUGGCCAAGACUCCCUCAUCACCUCCGUAUGCAACGUGGAGGACGAAGAAGAGGAUGAGGAGCUCGAUGAGUUCGAUCCUUAUCUCUUUAUCAAGAACUUGCCUAACUUGUCCUCCGUUGUCCCUACUUUCAGACCCGUCUUGCUUCCUAAACAGACCCGAAGCUGCCCUCCUAUCUCUCUAGUCCUAGACCUCGAUGAAACGCUUGUGCACUCUACUCUAGAACCAUGUGAAGAGGUGGAUUUCACAUUCCCUGUGCAUUUCAACGAAGAAGAGCAUACGGUAUACGUGCGUUGCCGGCCCCACCUACAAGAGUUUAUGGAGAGAGUGUCCCGUCUUUUCGAGAUAAUUAUAUUCACAGCCAGCCAGAGUAUCUACGCCGAGCAGCUUCUGAAUGUGCUUGACCCCAAGAGGAAGCUCUUUCGCCAUAGAGUGUACCGUGACUCGUGUGUUUUCUUCGACGGUAACUACCUCAAGGAUUUGUCUGUCCUUGGACGUGAUCUAUCUCGUGUGAUCAUCGUCGACAACUCCCCACAGGCAUUUGGGUUUCAAGUGGAGAACGGUGUGCCAAUAGAGAGCUGGUUUAGUGACCCGUCAGAUAAAGAGCUUCUUCACUUGCUGCCGUUUCUUGAAAGCUUAAUAGGAGCUGAAGAUGUGAGGCCGAUGAUCGCCAAGAAGUUCAAUCUCAAGGAAAAGAUCGACGCAGCUGUAGAUGUACCUGAGUAUCCUGCUGAGGCAGGGGAUCCUUUCGAAAGGUAGUGUCUUUUCAAAAGCAGCUAUAAGGCAGAAUCUGGCAUAAAAAGGCUACAUGUUCCAGUGACACAAAGGAGAAGACUUGUUGCUCUUUGGGAAAAUGCUAUGGAAAGUUUCUCUUCUUCCCUCUUUUGAGUUUGGAGGGAACUUUGCAAGAUAUAAUAUUAUAUCAAAUGUUGUUUUCUUAUUAGUUUUAAGAACCUUGGUAUACAGAGAACUCACAUAAUAAUUAUUAUAAAUUGGUCAAUUCUCCUAAAUAGACCUUAUAAAUUUAUUUAUUUUUUCUGUA
Molecule: messenger RNA, 1441 nt
Organism: Raphanus sativus (radish)
Lineage: Eukaryota; Viridiplantae; Streptophyta; Magnoliopsida; Brassicales; Brassicaceae
Exons: 5
Coding region: 211-1158 (315 amino acids)
Molecular function (GO): phosphoprotein phosphatase activity
Source: RefSeq, a predicted model, not a curated record